Messenger RNA from Sinocyclocheilus anshuiensis, 1222 nucleotides. It is a transcript of the gene npbwr2b, whose product is annotated as neuropeptides B/W receptor 2b. Gene Ontology annotation, molecular function: neuropeptide binding; neuropeptide receptor activity. The record is from RefSeq and is a predicted model, not a curated record. Gene Ontology annotation, biological process: neuropeptide signaling pathway. The transcript is spliced from 2 exons. NCBI's taxonomy places the organism in Eukaryota, Metazoa, Chordata, Actinopteri, Cypriniformes, Cyprinidae. Gene Ontology annotation, cellular component: plasma membrane; neuron projection. Bases 203 to 1222 code for a protein of 339 amino acids.
CCUGGUGCAAAGAGGACACAGCACACGGAGAAAGAAUAUCUUACACGGAUUGCCAAUGUUUUGUAUUACCCUCAGAUCUCAUGAUGUGCAAAGAGACAGAUGAAACACAUCGACCACCUAAGACUCGUGGAGAGAUCUGCGAAAGCGAGAGCGCAGCUUUAUAAAGUAAAGCACUUAUCCCCGGAGGCUCAGCUGUCAAACUAUGGAGAACAUCACGGGCCCCUUCACCCCAAACCCGACAUGCAACUACAGCUUGGACUUAUACUAUCACAGCUCUCCAAACCGGAGCGAACUGAACUGCACGCCGCCGGCUGACUACUUAUUUUCCGCAGAUCUGUACGUGGUUCUCCCGGUCAUUUACUCCGUGAUAUGUGCCGUAGGUCUGACGGGCAACACGGCGGUCAUAUAUGUGAUCCUCAAAGCACCCAAAAUGAAGACGGUGACCAAUAUGUUCAUUCUGAACUUGGCGAUCGCCGACGACCUCUUCACUUUAGUGCUGCCCAUCAACAUAGCGGAACAUCUGUUACACUACUGGCCGUUCGGCGAGGUGCUGUGCAAAAUCAUUUUAAGCAUCGACCACUACAACAUCUUCUCGAGCAUCUACUUUCUGACGGUUAUGAGUGUGGACCGGUACCUGGUGGUGCUGUCGACCGUGCGCUCCAAGCGCAUGCCGUACCGCACAUACCGGGCAGCCAAGAUAGUGAGCCUGUGCGUGUGGCUGCUGGUGAUCUUCAUUGUCAUGCCGUUCACCGUGUUCGCGGGAGUCUACAUCAGUCCCGACGACACCGAGAGAAAAAGCUGUGUCCUAAGUUUCCCCAGUCCUGAAAGUUUAUGGUUCAAAGCGAGCCGGAUUUACACCCUCAUACUAGGCUUUGCCAUUCCGGUGUCUACGAUUUGCAUUCUUUACACCAUGAUGCUGUACAAAUUAAGAAACAUGCGCUUGAACACCAACGCCAAAGCGCUGGACAAAGCCAAGAAGAAAGUGACUAUCAUGGUGUUUAUCGUACUGGCCGUGUGCCUGUUCUGCUGGACGCCCUUUCACCUCAGCACCAUCGUAGCGCUGACCACAGACCUGCGGACCACACCGCUUCUCAUCGGCAUCUCGUACUUCAUUGCCAGCCUGAGCUACGCCAACUCCUGUCUGAACCCGUUCCUCUACGCAUUCCUGGAUGACAGCUUCAGAAAAGCCUUCAAGAAGAUGUUAGAAUGUAGACCUGCUUGA